Messenger RNA from Sarcophilus harrisii (Tasmanian devil), 2302 nucleotides. Its product is annotated as dual specificity protein phosphatase 13. The record is from RefSeq and is a predicted model, not a curated record. Gene Ontology annotation, cellular component: cytoplasm. Gene Ontology annotation, molecular function: protein tyrosine/serine/threonine phosphatase activity; MAP kinase phosphatase activity. Gene Ontology annotation, biological process: protein dephosphorylation; negative regulation of MAPK cascade. The coding region runs from base 1184 to 1774 and encodes 196 amino acids. Lineage: Eukaryota; Metazoa; Chordata; Mammalia; Dasyuromorphia; Dasyuridae. The transcript has 5 exons.
CCGCCGGGGCCUCGGCCAAGGGGCGCCCUCAGAGGCCGCCGGGGCCUCGGCCAAGGGGCGCCCUCAGAGGCCGCCGGGGCCUCGGCCAAGGGGCGCCCUCAGAGGCCGCCGGGGCCUCGGCCAAGGGGCGCCCUCAGAGGCGGCGGCCGCUGCUCGGGAGCCGGGGCCAGCUCAUGCUGCCUCCUCUUCUUCAACCUCCCGUUUCCGUGCCAGACCCACAGCCUCUCGUAGAUCUCAAGCUGGAAGGAGCCUUAGAGGCCGAUCCAAACGCCUCCUUUUGCAGAAGAGAAAAUAAAAUCGAGGAACGGAGACAUUUAUUCACACGUGCUUUGCUCAGCCCUCGGACCACUUGGGGUCUUUUCCAUGGCCAAGAUCUGUCCCUUUCCAUGUUUCCACCAUUCUACAACUACCUCCCCCUCCCCCCGUUGGCUGCUUCUUGCGCAACCCAGGGAUAGUUUUUACAAUCUGUGAUGAUGGGAAGCCGGGUCUUAAACUUCGCCAUCAUCCCCCAUAAUGUCUAGCUGAGGACUGAACCCUAGGAGUCUUCCCUGCGGACUUGGGGUUUCAUUUUUCCUCCUUAAAGCAUAGCCGACGCUAAGGGGGGGUCUGUCCAGGAGCUUGGCCCCGAUGAUUAAUGAGUGUUCCUGCCUGUUCUGGGCUGGAACCGAAACAGGAUAUUCUGCCUUCCUGAAUCUAUCUGGGCCCAUUCCCCUCCCUCACAUGUCCAGAUCCGGGCCUGGAAUUAGGCUCCAAAAGGAAACCGUUAUUGGCCACUCUGGCCUGCGGUCAGAGCUUCAGCCCCCCCCCCCCUCCCCUCUCCAUCCUGGCUACUACCAGGGUCAUCCUCAGUUCUCAAUCCUAGUGCCUCCGGGGCAGGCGUGGGGUUGGGAAGGGGUAGAGAGAAGGCAAAAGUCAAGGCUCGGGUGCUUGGGGAGGGGAAGGUGGGAGCUAAUCAGGAAGGAGAAGCCACUGCAGGUCACAGCCCUUGCUGAGUCACUCACUGCCGUCCCACCUGCCCCUGCCAGUCUCUGGGCAGAAAAAUGAUACCUGAGUGUGAGGGAAGGCACAAGUUCCAGGAGAAGGUUAUUACACUCUCCACCCCACCCCAACAGGACACCCACAAACACAGCCAGCCAGCCCUUGGAUUUCUCGGAGAUAAGAGGCCGCAAGGUCUUUAUGGCCCAUGUCUGGGGACGAGGUCUCCCCGAGAGAGAUCAAAGCUGAGACAGGUAUUUCGGAAGCUCCCUGCCCUAGUGUCUCUGAAGUAGAGCAGCUCCUGAGAUCAGGGGAGGUCUGUGGCAGCAGCCAUGUGGAUGAAGUCUGGCCCAAUCUCUACCUAGGAGAUGCGGCCACAGCCAACAAUCGCUUUGAACUGUGGAAACUAGGGAUCACUCACGUGCUGAAUGCAGCCCAUGGAGGGCUCUACUGCCAGGGGGGACCCGACUUCUACGGCAGCUGUGUGAGCUACCUGGGGGUGCCCGCUCACGACCUUCCUGACUUCAACAUCAGUGCCUACUUUUCUUCAGCUGCUGAUUUUAUCCACAAUGCCCUUCUCACCCCUGGGGCCAAGGUCCUAGUUCACUGUGUGGUGGGGGUCAGCCGAUCGGCCACUCUGGUCCUGGCUUACCUCAUGCUGAGGCAAGGGCUGACCCUGCUGCAGGCUGUGAGUUCCGUGAGACAACGCCGUUGGAUCUUCCCCAACUCUGGCUUCCUCAAGCAGCUGUGCCAGUUGGACAGGCAGCUUCAGGGAAAAGGGGGCACGUCAAGGGACUGAGGGAGCAGCCCCCCAUCGCUUGUGGUCCUCACCUACCAGGAGACCGUCUCUCUGCCCUUCCAAGGGGGAUAGGACAGCCGACAGAAACAUCACCAAAAAGGAGAUUUCUGUCUCUGCAAGACCAGGGCUGAUUUGGGGUGCAGGAGGAUUAGGGGCCAGGACUGGUGUCUUGUCCAGGACAGUUCUGGAUGCCAUACUUUUAAGAAGAUUCUUAGUAAGUCAGAAUGUGUCCAGAAUAGUUAAUCAUGGCAACCAAGCAUGGCAAAAAGGAUUGAAUCUGUGGGAAGAUUGGUUAAAGAAACUCUGGAGAAGUUUUAAGAAGACUUAAAAACAUGGACUCAAGAGAGGAAGGUAGUCUAGCCUGGAAUGCUUCUUAAGGAGCUAAAUCUUUGGGUCCCUUGAUGGGGAAUGGGUCAGUGGCUAAAGUGACUUUUUGGAUGAAAAAGAAAUUUCAGAAUGAGUCUAUUCUACAAGUGAAAGAGUAGGAAGGGAAGAUGAAAAAGAAAAAAAAAACAGAAAAAGAAGAAA